AGUAUCAGUAACGAACAUUGUGCUAAUGUCAGAUACUCAGAUUGAUGUGCUGUUAUUAUACUGAACGUAGUAGAUGUAGGCAUUGAACUACAUAUAAAAUGUCGCGACUAUUCAAGUUUAAGAAAAGUCAAACCUAAAAAAAAACAUGUCCUUCCAUAUUUUGGAGGAGUUAAACGAGAAUAAUAUUAAAUGAUAUAUUCCUUAUUUACUUGGGCAUUACUCCAAUUUUCCUAAAAACCUCACCGUCUUUCCUUUCUUUGCUUUAGCCUCUCUACUUUUUAAAAACGUAGGGUUUUAUAGUUUCCAGUUCUGCUUAUUCACAUUGGUAGCCUCUUUUCCAAAGUUUAUAUUUAUUUUGGAGGCUGAGAAAUUUGCAGAAACAUUCGUCAUAAUCAUCAUGAGUACCCGUAGCUUCUGCAAGAGAGCUUACAGCUUCUUCAAGGCUUACCCUUCUGCUUCCAAGCUUCUUCUUCUCAGUACCUGCAGCGGUGGCGGUCUACUAGUGUAUUCAGACUCGAGUCCAUCGAAGCGUACAUUAACAGCAGAUGGCCAAGAAAUCAAGAAGAAGAAGGUGGUUGUUCUCGGGAGUGGCUGGAGCGGCUACAGCUUCUUGAGCCACUUCAACAACCCUAACUACGACGUUCAAGUUGUCUCUCCUCGCAACUUUUUCCUCUUCACGCCUCUCUUGCCAAGUGUCACCAACGGCACCGUUGAAGCUCGUAGCAUUGUUGAACCCAUCCGUGGCCUUAUGCGCAAGAAAGGAUUUGAGUACACAGAGGCAGAGUGUGUCAAGAUCGAUCCAUCCAACAAGAAGAUCCAUUGCAAGUCAAAGGAUAGCACAAGCCUCAAAGGCACAACAGAGUUUGACAUGGACUACGACAUUCUAGUCGUAGCGGUUGGAGCCAAGCCUAACACAUUCAACACCCCUGGAGUUGAGGAGCACGCCCAUUUCCUCAAGGAAGCAGACGAUGCUCUCAAGAUCCGUCGCUCAGUCAUAAACUGUUUCGAGAGAGCGUCUCUUCCUGAUCUAACCGAAGAAGAGAGGAAAAAGAUUCUUCACUUCGUUGUGGUCGGUGGAGGACCAACCGGUGUCGAGUUCUCAGCUGAGCUACAUGACUUCUUGGUCGAGGAUGUGGCUAAGAUAUACCCAAAGGUGCAAGAGUUCACGAGAAUCACUCUUCUCGAAGCAGGCGACCACAUUCUCAACAUGUUUGACAAGAGGAUCACUGCUUUUGCUGAGGAGAAGUUCCAGAGAGACGGUAUUGAUUUGAAGACGAAGUCUAUGGUUGUUGGAGUGACUGCUGAUGAGAUAUCUACAAAGGAAAGGGGAAGUGGUGAAGUUGUGUCUGAGCCUUAUGGUAUGGUUGUGUGGUCGACAGGUAUUGGUUCACGUCCUGUUAUCAAGGACUUUAUGCAUCAGAUUGGUCAGGGUCAGAGACGUGUCUUGGCAACUGAUGAAUGGCUUAGAGUGGAGGGAUGUGACAGUGUCUAUGCUUUAGGUGACACUGCAACCAUCAACCAACGUAGAGUCAUGGAAGAUAUAGCUGCAAUAUUCGGUAAAGCAGAAGGAGAGACAGGAACAUUGAACAAGAAAGAGUUCAAAGGUGUGGUGAAAGACAUAUGCCAGAGGUACCCUCAAGUGGAGCUUUACUUGAAGAAGAAGAAACUUAGAAACAUUGCAAACUUGCUCAAGAGUGCGAAUGGCGAUAACACAGAGCUCAGCAUCGAAACGUUUAAGCAAGCUCUCUCAGAAGUUGAUACUCAAAUGAAGAAUCUUCCAGCUACUGCACAGGUUGCAUCACAACAAGGGAAGUACCUUGCAAAGUGCUUCAACAAAAUGGAGAAAUGUGAGAAGAAGCCAGAGGGACCAUUGAGGUUCAGAGGAGAAGGUCGACACCGGUUCCAGCCGUUUAGGUACAGACAUUUUGGAUCGUUUGCUCCGCUUGGAGGGGAACAGACAGCAGCUGAACUGCCUGGGGAUUGGGUCUCCAUUGGUCACAGCAGCCAGUGGCUGUGGUACUCGGUUUACGCAAGCAAGCUGGUGAGCUGGCGCACAAGGUCGCUUGUAGUCUCUGACUGGGUUCGACGCUUUAUCUUUGGUCGUGACUCCAGCAGCAUCUAAGCUUCUUGCUUCUCCCCCAUUUUUUGCUUUCCUUGGUUGGAGCUCGUGGUUUUUACAUUCACCUUCUUUUUUUUAUCAAAUACAUUCACCUUAAUUUUUUUU
Brassica rapa (field mustard) is the source of this 2224-nucleotide messenger RNA. RefSeq names its product external alternative NAD(P)H-ubiquinone oxidoreductase B4, mitochondrial-like. The record is from RefSeq and is a predicted model, not a curated record. NCBI's taxonomy places the organism in Eukaryota, Viridiplantae, Streptophyta, Magnoliopsida, Brassicales, Brassicaceae. Gene Ontology annotation, cellular component: mitochondrion. Gene Ontology annotation, molecular function: NADH dehydrogenase activity.